AUGCGUAAACUCGCGGCGAAUAAUAGCGUGACCCUUCGCCCAAGCGUGAACCUCUCCUCGCCGUCGCUUUCCGUUCCCAAGGUCCCACGAGGGAGAUCUCAUUCGCCAUCGCUUUCCCAGCUCGUCGCCUUCAAGACCUCAUUCCGAUGCCUUCGCGACCCCAGCCCGUCGCCUUCGCUCCGCCCGUCGCCCUCGCUUUCCACGCCUGUCGCCUUCACUUCCCCUCCCCCGUCGCCUUCACUUCCCCUCCCCCGUCGCCUUCACUUCCCCUCCCCCGUCGCCUUCACUUCCCCUCCCCCGUCGCCUUCACUUCAACUCCCCCGUCGCCUUCACUUCCCCUCCCCCGUCGCAUUUCCCGCCCGUCGCCUUCGCUACUCCCGCCCGGCGCCUUCCCUUCCCCUGCCCCUCGCUCUCGCUUCCCCCGCCUGUCGCACUCGCUUCCCCCGCCCGUCGCACUCGCUUCCCCCGCCCGUCGCUCUCGCUUCCCCCGCUCGUCGCACUCCCCGCCAGUCGCACUCGCUUCUCCGCCAGUCGCACUCGCUUCCCGCCCGUCUCACUCGCUUCCCCCGCUCGUCGCACUCCCCGCCCGUCGCACUCGCUUCCCCCGCCCGUCGCUCUCGCUUCCCCCGCUCGUCGCACUCGCUUCCCCGCCAGUCGCACUCGCUUCCCGCCCGUUGGGCUCACUACCCCUCCCAUUGCCGUUCACUCUCUCCUGCUCACGCUCUGCCCUCCGCUAACUCUCUCCCCCUCCCUUCACUCUCUCUCUCACGUACACUCCCUUUCCCCCUAUUCUCACUCCUCUCUUUCCCCCUCGCCUCACUCUCUACCCCCCUGCUCAAUCCCUUCCCCCCUCGAUCUCUUUCCCCUACUCUCUCUCUACCCCCCUGCUCAAUCUCUCCCCCCCUCAAUCUCUUUCCGUUGCUCACUCUCUCACUCUCUCCCCCCCUGCUCACUCCCUCCCCCCCCGCUCACUCUCUCCCCCCCUGCUCACUCUCUCCCCCCCUGCUCACUCUCUCCCCCCCUGCUCACUUUCUCCCCCUCUGCUCACUCUCUCCCCACCUGCUCACUCUCUCCCCCUCUGCUCACUCUCUCCCCCUCUGCUCACUCUCCCCCCGUGCUCACUCUCUCCCCCCCUGCUCAUUCUCUCCCCCUCUGCUCACUCUCCCCCCGUGCUCACUCUCUCUCCCCUGCUCACUCUCUUCCCCCCUGCUCACUCUCUCCCCCUCUGCUUACUCUCCCCCCGUGCUCACUCUCUCUCCCCCCUGCUCACUCUCUCCCCCUCUGCUCACUCUGCGCCCCUGCUCACUCUCUUCCCCCCCGCUCACUCCCUCCCCCCCCGCUCACUCUCUCCCCCCCUGCUCACUCUCUCCCCCUCUGCUCACUCUGCGCCCCUGCUCACUCUCUUCCCCCCUGCCCACUCCCUUCCCCCCUGCUCACUCUCUUCCCCCCUGCUCACUCCCCCUCUGCUCACUCUCUUUCCCCCUGGACUCACCCGCCUUUCCUCCCUACCCCUCGGUUUCCCCUGCUUACUGGCUUUCCCCCCUGCUCGACCCCUUCUCCCCCCUGCUCACUCUCUUUCCCCUUUUGCUCACCCCUCUGCCCCGUCCACAUCCAACCCUCGCUUAUCUGCCAUACCCCCUCUUCCCUUCCCGUUCUAUCACAGAACCAUGA
Messenger RNA from Closterium sp. Naga37s-1, 1671 nucleotides. Lineage: Eukaryota; Viridiplantae; Streptophyta; Zygnematophyceae; Desmidiales; Closteriaceae. The record is from the annotation of a GenBank genome assembly.